Molecule: messenger RNA, 3172 nt
Organism: Ectocarpus sp. CCAP 1310/34
Lineage: Eukaryota; Phaeophyceae; Ectocarpales; Ectocarpaceae
Source: the annotation of a GenBank genome assembly
AUGUCCUGGGCAAGAAUAGCCGCAGGCGGGCCGAGACCAAAGCCGAAGCCCGCGCUGGUCCCUGCCGCAGCCCCUCCCGCAACGACUGGGCUAGCGCAGCAGCCGUCGAUGACGGUGCCGGUAUCCCAGCCUCCUCCACCGACUGAGGCUGUUGUUAGCGGUGCUAUACCGGUAGCAGCGGCACCCGGCGACGAGGACGGACGGGAAUCGAACCGGAUACAACAGGGUGGUCGUGCGGCGACGACGCGAAUACAGGAGCAAGCAGUAGAGGUUGCCGGACGUGAUAGCGGUGUCGUUGACGCUGGAGGCGGUGGUGUCGUGGCGGGUGCGUCAUCGCCGGUAGGGGAACCAAUCGGAGGUGCUGCUGCUCCUGCCGAAGGGCCCGCUGCCGCCGCAGGACGACGGGCGGGGGAACAAGGUUCUGCAGAAGAAGACGGCGGUCCUGUGGUCGUCUCCGAAGAAACAACAAUCACAGCAACCGGAGACAGCAGUGGCGCGACCGAGGCCGUCGUAGAUACCGUAGACACAGCCGCCACGGAGGCUGCCGAAGCCCUGGCGAAGGAGGAAGCGGAGGCUGCCGAGGCUCUGGCGAAGGCAGAAGCGGAGGCGAAAGCAGCCCAAGACGCGGCGGGCCUGGCCGAGAGGGUUUGGGAGUCGCUCCUACAGCUACUCGGUGGUGAGGACGGCUUCAUCGCGGCCGGGGGGGCGGUGGGGCUAGGGGCCGGGGUCCCCGCGGGGGGGUUGGUGCACCGGGGUCUUAUCAACACCGGCAACAGCUGCUUCCGGAACGCGGUGCUUCAGGCGCUGCUGGCGUGUGAGCCGUUUGUACAGGUACUCUUCCGGGCAGCCCCGGGGCUACGAGAUUCCAUCCCCGCCAAGGAGGCGUUGCCGACAUGGGCCCAGCUAGCGCGAUUCGCGGCCGCGUUCGAACCACCCAAGCCUGGGGACGCCGCACCCCUCGGCAGCGGUGGCAGCAGUAGUGCCAAGGGGGCUUGGUCAACCGCCGGUGGUAGAAGUAGGGGCGGCGGUGGUGGGCGUUACCACCGGGCAAGUUCGGCGGCGGCGGAGCCUGUGUUGCCGGACGAGGCCAUGUCAAGAGCCUUCGGGGCCUUCCGGGCGGCUAGCUUGGGGGAGCAGGAGGACGCGCAAGAGUUUCUCGCGUUCUUCCUGGACCAGCUGCACGAAGAGAUCGUAGACGCGAAAAAGAACAAACCGAAGCCCGCUUCCGACGGGGGGGAUAGGGGGGGAUCCGCAGAUUCUGGGACGGGCGCGGGUGGGGGGAAGCAACAGGGUGGAGGAAAAGAAGACGACGCCUGGCUUGAGGUCGGAAAAGGAGGAGCCAAGGCUGUGGUGAACGCGCCGGAUCCUCGCAAGAAGGUUUCGAAUUCGUCCGUGGUGACGGGACUGUUCUACGGAAUGUUCCGGUCGGAGGUGAAGAAGAGCGGCAACGCCAAGUCUUCGGUCACUCUUGAAGCCUUCCAUUGCUUGCAGUUGGAUCUAGACCUGCCAUCAUCACCAUCACCCCGGAACAACAUUUGGCCCGAGACGUUUACAGGGGGAGGAGGAGGACCAGGAGGAGGGGGAGGCUCCGCGUGGGGAUCAGGGACCGGGGGGUUCGACUCAUCAAAUGGCGGAGGAAGAGGAGGAGGAGGAGGAGGCGCUGGUGGUGCCUGGGGCAUGGCGGGAAGCCGCGGGCAGCGGGGACUCGGGGGACCCGCGGCCGGGAGGGGGGGCGGGGCUGGGGGCGCGGGGGGGGGUGGGACGGUGCCGCCGGCCCCCGGGGCGGGAGUCACGGUGUUGGAAGCAGCCCUAUCAGCGUUGUUCGGAGGCGAGGCCGUGGCGGGCGUUAAGGGGAAGAGGAAUUUGGAGGUGAAGGCAUCACGAACGCUUACUCUAGAGCAGGCCCCCAAGGUAUUAACGCUGCACCUGAAGCAGUUCUCCUUCCACCCAGAGCUUGGCCCGCGCAAGCUCGCCCGGCGCGUCAGGUAUCCUCUGGAGCUGACGGUGCCAACCCUGGUCAUGUCCCCCUCCCUCCGACACGAGGCCUCCAUCAGGGGACCGCUUAAGUACCGUCUAUUCACAGUGGUGUUGCAUCACGGGCGAAGCUUGCACGGGGGUCACUACACCGCCCUCGUGCGAGACCCUAGGGGGGAGUGGAAGCAUUACGAUGAUCAGCACGUGACGCCGGAGACGGAAGGCCACGCUCUCAACCCCAUGAGCGGGCACCCGUACCUGCUGCUGUACACCCGCAUGUAGACGAGCAAGAACUGAUUUUGGUGGGGCUCUCGGCGCUGCUGGUGCUGCUGGUGUUGAUGCCGUUGUUGGUAGUGGAAGCAAGGUGGUGGUGCUGCUGUACUGCUGUACGCAUGUCAUGUAUGCGGUUGACGUACCCUUUGCGUAUUUUAUUUUUUUGUCUCCCAUGAUUGGACUCUGUUGUCUGCCCCUCUAGCCCCUAUCUUCCACUCCUACCAGCUAGACGACCCAACCGGGGUCACACAUGAGGGGGGGUUGGACCCCCUCCUGCGGUUCCUGCCUGGGAUGUUUUUAUCGCGAAAAGGGUACAGUAAUCCUUUCCCUCGCGACUUAUGAAGUUGAUCAAGUUAACUACCAACGAGCUGCAGCGCGUCGCUUCCAACGGAGACCAGGAUUCAACGACCGAGAAAAAACUCACUCCCCCGUGACUCGAACCCAUGACCUGGCCCCUCGAAGGCUGCGAGGCUGCCCACUGGACCACCAGGGCGACCGGUUCUGUUGUUCGCCGUUGAAAGCUCCGGACGGAUCUGCAUAUGAUGUUGUCCUACCAUUGGUGCUGUACUACUAUUGUACUUUGCAUGCAUUCGCUUGACACACCCUAUUGCGCGUUGGUUCGACGUUGACUGCAGCAGUAGGAGUAGUCGUAGACCCUCUGCAGGACCGUGUGUGUGCAUGUGAGAGACUUGUGGAGGCUUCAAUUCAACAUUUUUUCGAUGUCGGUCUCCAUGCCGAAUAAAAAACUUCUCGGAACGCACGGACCGAUGUUUCACCUCCACGGUGGUGGUAGGCAUUGUGUGGCGUACCCUUGUUUCUUCGGAGACCGCCAAGAUUUUCCGAGUGCCUGCCUUGCCUGCGAUGAGUUUCACAGCUCCUUGGUGCAUUGUAGUGCGGGUGUGUCGGCGAAAUGCAGUGUUUUUCG